Aspergillus caelatus is the source of this 1562-nucleotide messenger RNA. RefSeq names its product Mov34/MPN/PAD-1 family protein. NCBI's taxonomy places the organism in Eukaryota, Fungi, Ascomycota, Eurotiomycetes, Eurotiales, Aspergillaceae. The transcript has 2 exons. Gene Ontology annotation, cellular component: COP9 signalosome; cytoplasm. Gene Ontology annotation, molecular function: protein binding; metallopeptidase activity; deNEDDylase activity. The record is from RefSeq and is a predicted model, not a curated record. Gene Ontology annotation, biological process: protein deneddylation. The coding region runs from base 135 to 1139 and encodes 334 amino acids.
CCGAAGUCAGCCAGUUGUUUUAACUCCUCUCCGCAAAUCCUUCUAUAGACUACUAUUUAUCCUUUCUUUUCACCCCACAGCCCCAUCACUCCUUGUUGCCCAAAAACCACCCAUUCAUCAUCAUCAUCAUCAUCAUGCAGAAGGCUGCACAGCAGUCUUGGGAGCUCGAAAAUGCCAUCAGCCUCAUAGAUCCCCAACGAGACACCCUCUAUCGGUACGAUGAAGAAACACACAAAGCCCUCAGUGCGGAGCGCCCAUGGGCCAGAGACCCCCACUAUUUCAAAUCGAUACGGAUCUCCGCCGUCGCGCUACUAAAGAUGGUGAUGCAUGCACGCUCGGGCGGGUCCCUCGAAGUCAUGGGCCUAAUGCAAGGCUACAUCCUGCCAGAAACCUUUGUUGUAACUGAUGCAUUUCGUCUCCCCGUCGAAGGAACAGAGACUCGAGUGAACGCCCAAGAAGAAGCAAAUGAAUACAUGGUGUCUUAUCUCCAGGCAUGUCGAGAUGCAGGACGGAUGGAAAAUGCAGUCGGCUGGUAUCACAGUCACCCUGGUUAUGGUUGCUGGUUAUCCGGGAUCGAUGUCACCACGCAGGAUAUGCAGCAGCUCGGCGGGCCGUUUGUUGCCGUGGUCAUUGAUCCAGAGCGGACCAUUUCGGCAGGGAAGGUAGAUAUUGGGGCUUUCAGAACGUUCCCUAAGGAUUAUACGCCACCCAAAGAAGAGCAAGAGGAUGAUGAGUAUCAGACCGUACCGCUUAACAAAGCGGAGGACUUUGGAGCGCAUGCAUCCCAUUACUAUUCACUUGAGGUAUCGCUUUUUAAGAGCGCUCUUGAUACCGAGAUAUUGUCACUUCUGUGGAACAAAUAUUGGGUGGCUACUCUCAGUCAGAGCCCUCUGUUUACUACCCGUGAUUAUGGUAGCAAACAGAUGAUGGAUCUUAGCCAGAAAGUUAGACGGGCCGCGCGUGGUAUUGAAAGCAAUCCCUCACGGGCCGGAACUACUGCUGUUAAGGAUCAACAGUUGGAGAAAGUCGUGCGAGAUGGGCAGCGAAUUGUAUCAGAGGAAGUGAAGGGCCUUCUAGCAGCCGAAGUCAAGAUGAAGCUCUUCCAAGGCAUCGGCGAGAAUAGCAAGGCAGAGACAUAAACAGCCAUAGUUUCAAGUGAAACAGAUAUUACGAAUGGUGGUACGACUCUAUGUUGGGUUUAAGCUUCUACCGAGAGUUUUUUCGGUGUCAAAGGCGCUUCUCGGCCCAUAUGUAUUAGAUGCUCCUGAGCAACACGACGAAUUAUGACGAGAUAUCUUGGCUAAACUUGCGCAUUUUUCUUGUACAAUUUAUUCUUAUAGAUGUAGCACAUAAGACUAAAGAUAUAUACCUUCGUAGUUAAACAGGUAGGUACAAGAACAGAAAGGAAGGACACAUGGGGUGUACAAAGCUGGGACAACAUACAAUGUUAUCCUAUGUCGUGACGUAUCAUUAUCCAUCGUGAACGAGACCCCAGUCCCGUGGAAACCCUUAUCAUGAAGCCGGGGGAACCAAGACACGGACGACAAUCUCAUACAAAAAAA